This is a messenger RNA of Elephantulus edwardii (Cape elephant shrew), 1305 nucleotides long. RefSeq names its product transmembrane protease serine 11E-like. Gene Ontology annotation, cellular component: plasma membrane; extracellular region. Lineage: Eukaryota; Metazoa; Chordata; Mammalia; Macroscelidea; Macroscelididae. The coding region runs from base 1 to 1305 and encodes 434 amino acids. The record is from RefSeq and is a predicted model, not a curated record. Gene Ontology annotation, molecular function: serine-type endopeptidase activity. The transcript is spliced from 10 exons. Gene Ontology annotation, biological process: proteolysis.
AUGGCAAAGGGAGAGCCUCAGCGGCGAGAGCAGGCAUGGACACCUCUGCCAAACAGAACAGAGUCAAACACAAAAAUGAAGCUCACACGGAAUGGAAAGAUUAUCCUAAGUACCGUAAUGAUGGUGAUUGUUGCAAUAACCAUUGGACUUAUUGUUUAUUUUGUUGCUUUUGGUAGCACACCUUUCUAUUAUCAUAUCAGCUUUAAAGUCAAUAACAUUGACUAUAACAGCAAAUUUGAAAAACCAUAUUCACAAGAAUAUAUGGACCUAAAUAAAAAGGUAGUGUCUCUGGUAAAUUUCUAUGAAUCAAAGCUAACUCACCAGCACCUAAAAAACAAAAUUAUUUUUCUGUUUUUAUUCUAUAGCCAACUCAAAGGGAAGGUGAUAGUUCAUGCUGUGCUGAAGUUUAAAUCCUGCUAUAAGAAUAAUGCUGCAAAAUUUUGGGAUAGGAUUGAAACUAUUUUACGUCAAAAGCUAGAAGGUAAAACUGGAUCAUUAUGUGUAGAUCCUUCCACAUUUAAAUUUUCAGAUAUUGAAAUGCCAGUGGCAGAAAAUCUUCUCAAUACUUGUUGUGGACAACGCACAAUAACUCCUUCUGGCAAUAAAAUAGCAGGGGGUACAGAUGCUGAGGAAGGGGAAUGGCCCUGGCAAGCAAGCCUUCAACAGGACAAGGUCCACCGAUGUGGAGCAACUCUGAUUAGUAACAGUUGGCUAGUCACUGCCGCUCACUGUUUUGUAAGGGCCAAAGACCCAAAACAAUGGAAUGUUAGUUUUGGGCUUCUUUUAAGUGAUCCCCAAAUGCAACGAAGUGUCAAGGACAUUAUAAUUCAUGAAAACUACCACUACCCUGAACAUAAUAAUGACAUUGCUGUUGUGCAUCUGUCUUCACCAAUAUUAUACACAAGUAACAUACGAAGAGCGUGUCUUCCAGAAGCUACUUAUAUAUUCCCAUCCAAUUCAGAUGUGGUGGUCACAGGAUGGGGAACAUUAAAGUCUGAUGGAACAAGUCCUAAUAUACUCCAAAAAGGAUUAGUGAAGAUAAUAGAUAAUAAGACCUGCAACAAUAAAGAAGUAUAUGAUGGCGUUGUCACACCUGGAAUGUUGUGUGCUGGGUUUCUGGAAGGACAAGUGGAUGCCUGCCAGGGUGACUCUGGCGGACCUCUGGUUAGUGCAGAUUCUAAAGGUAUCUGGUUCCUUGCUGGCAUUGUAAGCUGGGGAGAUGAAUGUGCCCUUCCAAACAAGCCGGGAGUCUAUACUCGAGUGACAUUCUAUCGAGAUUGGAUCACGUCUAAAACUGGUCUCUAA